UUUAUUUCAUAUUUCACAUACGAGAAGAACAUUUGUCCACCUAUCUUCUGGUGAAAUUUCGGCGCGUUUCGCCCAAAGGUUCGCCGUAUAUUUUCUCCAAAGCGAGAAGUUCUGUGAUCGAUGCGAUUCAGAGGAAGAAGGGAGAUAGACUGAAGAAUACAAGGAUCCAAUACAAAGAGAGGGACGUCCAUGGCUACAGGACGUGCCUAAGAUGGAGCCAUACCCAAGUAGGGCCUACCAGGACUCUCCGUUAGCCACACCUUUCUAUGAGGACCAGCCGCUCCACCACGAGCCUGAGCUUAUGGAGCAAGAAGACGGCUGGGACGAGUGGCCAGAAUGGGAAGAGAAUGAAGAGGACUCAUGGACAGGAGAGUUCCAGGGAAACAACACACAGCAGAGGCAAUCUAAUGGACAUUUUACACCAUUAGAGAACUCAUACCAACCAGUUGAAUUAUUUGCACCAAACUCCCCUCCAAAACCUCAGCAAAAUCAGCCCAAGCCUCCAAAGCCCUCAAACAAGACAGUGAAACAAGCAGCACAAACUCCUAGCAAGCCAAGCUUCCUAUGGGAUGCACCGACACCCGCUAGUGCGCCACCUGCCAGUGCAUCACCCAAGGCACAAAGUACACAGGGCAUGUCUUCAGGUACAUCUGAGCAACCUUGGUUCUCACCAGCUAACACUGUGACUGCAUUUGGUGCCAAGCUUGCUUCCAGCCUGUUUGGUCCCAUCACAAAUGAGAACAGUUUGUUUGGUGGUGCACAGCCAACUCAGCUGUUUGGACAACCUACGAAGGUUGACACUGUGAACUUGGCCCAUGGCCAAGAUCAACGGCGGCAGGGUCAACACUUCACACCUCCGCUGACAAAUCAACAGCAUGUGCCUGCGACCUCUGACCCAAAAGGCUUCUUUGACCAGCAAGGAAGCCAGGCUUCUGAAAGGACGGGAACUGCACCUCCCAAGUCUACAGCAAACUUUUUCAAUUCAUUACCACAACAGUCAUCCAGAGCUGGGUUUUUUGGAGAGGAAAAAAGUCAUACUCCUUCAGUCUCAGUCCCUCCUCCAGCCCCAAAGUCAUUCUUUGGACAAAGUGAGAAAGACAGGCACAUUGUCAAUGGAAAAACUGCUUCUGAGGAAUCUGCAGCUAGCUUUUUUGGUCCAACCUCAAAGCUAGGAUCAGAAGGCACUGUGAAUAAACCAGCAAAGACUGCAGCAGACUUCUUCAAUCAAGUCCAUGACAUGCAGUCAGGAGCUUCUAUCUUUGGAGGAGAUGAAAAACCGAGCAAAACUCCACCACCAACAAACUCCAAAGGAUUCAAUCCCUUAUUCAGCCAGCAUGCGAGCCAAGCUCGACCAAAGUCUGCAAAUUUCUUCAACCAAGUUGGAGGUUCAAAGCAAGGAGCGGAUUUCUUCGGUGGCGAGGAGGUAGAACCAGCAAAGGCAGGUGGAACUGGUCAUUUAUUUGCAAAAAAGGCAAAUGCACAGAAGGUGUCACCUCCUUCUAUGCAGCCUUCGACACAGCAAGUGGAGAAAACUGCGCCAGUAUCCACCCACUCAAACCAGGAGAUAGUUGAAGAGCCUGAGGAAUCAGAUAACGAUGUUCCUCCACUAGAAGAAGCUGAACUUGAACCUGGUGUGCCUACCCUGUUUCCUGCAGGGGGAGAUUCUGCUGUGGGUGCAUCAUGGGAUCAGCAACCAGCUGCACCAAGUGCAUCUUACCCCGGUGCAGAUACAACCGUGCCUACACCAUGGGACAAGCAUUCAAGUGCACCUGCAGAGUUUCACCAAGUCUCAAAUACGAACACACCUUGGGAGGAUCAGUCAACUGCACCUGUAGAGUCUGGCCUAGCUGCACCCUGGGAUGAACAGCCUAGUGCAUAUACGGGUUCCCACCCUGUUGAAAAUACUGUGGCUGCACCUUGGGAGGAUCAGUCAGCUGCAUCUGUUGAGUCGCACCCUGUUGCAGAUUCUGCUGUGGGGGCAGGCUGGGAUGAGCAGACAACUUCACCUCCCAAGUCACUCCCUGACAAGCAGUCAACUACAACUAUUGAGUCACACCCUGUUGUCGAUUCCAUUAUGGCUGCACCUUGGGACGAGCAGACAACAUCAUCUGCAGAGUCACACCCUGUUGUCGAUUCUAUUAUGGCUGCACCUUGGGACGAGCAGACAACAUCAUCUGCAGAGUCACACCCUGUUGUCGAUUCUAUUAUGGCUGCACCUUGGGACGAGCAGACAACAUCAUCUGCAGAGUCACACCCUGUUGUCGAUUCUAUUAUGGCUGCACCUUGGGAUCAUGAAGCUGGGAACAUGUCUCACCCUGUCAGAGAUACUACAAUAACUGCACAUGGGUAUCAAGAGCCAAAUGAACCAACUGUAUCUCAUACCAUCUCAAACGCUGCCAUGGCUGCACCUUGGGGUCAGCAACCAGCUAAUGCACCACUGGAAUUCCCUCCUUCAUCUGAGGAAGAACAUGAUGGCUUAGCUGCUACAGAGUCUGGAGUGGAUGCCUCCUCUGGCUUCUGGGAUGAGGAGUCUGCUGAUGAACUGGAUGUUGAUGCCUCUUCAUCAAGUUCUCAAAACCCAUUUUCCCAGCAAGCUACCUUCAACCCUGUCACUUCAUCUGCUGUGUUAGAGGCUUUUGCGCCCACAGUGUCUUCCAUCGACCCUUCCCCAACAUUCACUGAUGAACCCACCUUGGAGCAUACCCCUGCUGCUGCUGCUACAGAGCCUGCACCCUCCAUCACUGAGGAAUCUUCCGCAGAUGACAAGGUAGAUAAGGAGCCUGUCACCUAUGCUGAGUCUGUGGUAUCAGAGGAACCAUCUCUUGCAGCAUCCAUCCAGCCUAUGGUAGAGCCUGCUUUCCCUGCCGAGGAGCCAGCUCCUCAAGUCCCUCCCCCUGUUCCACAUGAGGUACCAACUGCUGGAGGCCCAGUCUCUGAUCAAGAUGAGUGGCCUCCUCUUAUGCCAGCUGGUACAACUGUCGAUCAGCGUAAUCUGCUGCCCAAAGAGGGACCCAAAGGCACCCCUUUUGAAGCCACUGGCACUGUCCCAUUCUCAUGGGCUUCUGUCUCAACUCCUCCUGUGGGAUUCCCACCCAAGCAAGUUAAGACCUCAGCUUGGGACGUGGCUGACAAUUUGGAUCCUUUCAAUCAGGUUGCUGCACCUCCACAAAGAUCAGCACCACCAGCAGCACCAACACCUCAAGUUACACCCCAUCCUGCCACUCUACCUGUAACCUUGUUUACACCGCAGGCUGCACCAGUGACUCCACCAAUGGGUGCUCAAUUACCAGAAACAGAACAACCACAAAUGGUAGCCCCAUCAUCUACUGUUACACCACCAGUGACAGAGCCAGCACCACCAUCAUCAGUGGUAGCCCCACCACCAGCUGUACCUACACCAGCAACAGCGCCACCACCAGUGGUAGCUCCACCACCAUCUGUGUUUGCCUCAUCAUCAGGUGUACCUACACCAGUGAAAGCACCACCACCAUCUGUGUUUGCCUCAUCAUCAGGUGUACCUACACCAGUGGCAGCACCACCACCAGCGCCACCACCAUCGGUGUUUGCCCCAUCAUCAGGUGUACCUACACCAGUGGCAGCUCCACCACCAUCUGUGUUUGCCCCAUCAUCAGGUGUACCUACACCAGUGGCAGCUCCACCACCAUCUGUGUUUGCCUCAUCAUCAGGUGUACCUACACCAGUGACAGCACCACCACCAGCGCCACCACCAUCGGUGUUUGCCCCAUCAUCAGGUGUACCUACACCAGUGGCAGCUCCACCACCAUCUGUGUUUGCCCCAUCAUCAGGUGUACCUACACCAGUGGCAGCUCCACCACCAUCUGUGUUUGCCCCAUCAUCAGGUGUACCUACACCAGUGACAGCACCACCACCAGCUCCACCACCAUCUGUGUUUGCUCCAUCAUCAGCUGUACCUACACCAGUGACAGCACCACCACCAGCGCCACCACCAUCGGUGUUCGCUCCAUCAUCAGGUGUACCUACACCAGUGACAGCACCACCACCAGCGUCACCACCAUCUGUGUUUGCCCCAUCAUCAGGUGUACCUACACCAGUGACAGCACCACCAGCAGUGGCAGCUACAUUAUCAGCACCACCACCAUUGGUGUUUGCCCCACCAACAGCUGUACCAACGUCAAGGACAGUACCAGUGGCAGCUCCACCAUCAGCUCCGCCACCAUCUGUUUCGGCCCCACCAACAGAUGUACUACCACCAGCUCCACCACCAUCAGUGUUGGCCCCACCAACAGCUGUACCAAUGUCAAGGACAGCACCAACACAAGUGGCAGCUCCACAACCAUCGAUGUUUGCCCAAUCAUCACCUGUACCACCACCAGUUCUUGCUGCACCACUUUCAAUGGCAGCCCCACAAUUAUCGGCACCACCAGUGGCAGCCCCACCACCAGUAACAGCCCCAACAUCAGCAACGGCCCCACCAUUAGCAGCAGUCCAACUACCAGUGGCAGCCCCACCAUUAGCGACAGCCCUAUCAGUCGUCCAGUCACCAACUGUAAGCCGGCCAUCAGUGGCAGUCCCACAACCAGUAACAGCCCUACCCAGAACACCUCACAUGGGUAAAACUGAACCACCCACUGCUUGGGCCACGCCCUUGCAGCACAGCACUGCUGAGCAGUUUGAGGGUAGUGUUCAGUCUAACGUCAAGAAAGAGGAAGAAAUUCCUCCUCCUGAGGCUGGGCUACUUGCAAAGGCGACCCAAAAGAUGAAGGCAGAACAUCGUAGGACACCUGUCUCCAUGUCUUCUCUCUGGGCAAAUGGAAAUGCUGCCCCAUCCUCCUCUUUCCUGUUGGCACCAGCUGUUACCAAGCCUGUUCCUGCUGUUAACUUGUUCUCCCCGGUGAGCAGUCCCAAAAUUGCGGGCAGCAUACUGUCCCCUUUCACUCCAUCUGCUGCUCCUCAUACCAACCAUCCAGUGAGUGCAUCAACAGCACAACAGGACACUGCAUCUCUAUUCAGUCAACCUGCAGCUCUGCCCACAGGCGUCGCACCCAUGCAUGGAAAGAGGACUUCUGUAGAAGCACCCUCAGGAAGUGACCAAAACAGGGGUCUCCACUCGGUGGGCUACAAUGAGGCAGCCACUCCAGUUAAUACACCUAAUGCCUUCACUCCUUCAAAGGGUAAUCAACCUCUGGGAAACAGCUCAACCAAGGGACAGGAGGGGUAUACACAGCAUGGCCAACAAGAUAAUGCCAUAACACCACUGUAUACGGGGUCUCCCAACCAGUAUUACACUCCACCAGCAGCAACUCCUGCACGAAGUGCUCAUGCUGAUGCAAUGACUGCUGCCCCCUCCUCUGCCACAGGUGAACACACCUCAAUACCAUCAACUAGUGAGCCUCCUCUUACAGCAAAAGAGCAGAGGAAAAAGGAAAGGCAGGAGAAAAGGGAAAGGAAAGAAAAGAAAAAGGCAGAGAAAGCUGCAGAAAAGCUUGCAGCAGCAACACCAUCCGAAGAACCACUAUCACACCACCCAGUGGCAGAGCAGAGGUCGGCCUACCACAGGCCAGAAUUUCCAGGAAAUCCCCAUUCUGGAAAUCCCAAUUCUGACAUUUACCCUGGGAACCCUCUUUCUGGAAAUUCCCUUCCUGGAAAUCCUCAUCAUGUAGACCAUUCAGAUAAACUUGGUAUGGCACCUAGAUCUGGACACUUAGACCACCCUCUCUCACCUAAACAUGGGAGUUACACACCAGAAAGGAGCAAAGAGUACUAUGGUCAGCCAGGUGAUCACCCUCCUACAGAAGAAAUGAGAACAUCAUCCUUGAGCAAUCAGUACAGUAACUACAGCAGAGACUAUCCAAACCCAGAGUCCCAAUAUGACCCCCAAAGAAGGGGUGACUUUGAGGGGGACAGGUUUGAUAGAAGCCCUGAUUAUGAUAGCCACCGGAGGUCGUCUAACCCUCGCGAUUACUACGAGACCCGUAGGGACUAUCCUGAUGACAUGGAUCGUAGUAGGAGCAGGGAUUAUGAUUACCGCUAUGACAGGCGUGAUUAUAGUGGUUACCAUAGCGAUGGCUCUUAUACUGACCCCUACUACCAUACACAAGAUAGAGGGUAUGAUCGCUCUAGGCGUGGUGCCUAUGAGCAGGGUCUUGGUCACAAUCUAAGACACUCUCGCGAGGACCUUUUUCACGAUGACCUACAGCGCUCUCGUGAGGACCUUUACUACCCUGACCAUCGGCGCACAAGUAGUGAAGAUCGCAGUGCAUUUAAACUUGUUGAUUAUGGACAUAGGUUAAGCCGCGGCUCCAGUCGGUCACGGUCCCCCAACUCAAGCUCUGGUAGAAGUUCCCCUUCACGGCAGUUCUACCAUGACCCAUACUCCUACUACUACCAAGGCUAUGGCAUGCCAUCUCCUUAUAACUACCCAGGGUACUACCCCCCUGAUUACUACCAGCGCUACUAUGAGGAGUAUUACCGCCAGAUGGGCUAUGGCUCAGCCCCUGGAAGUCAGUACUCUGGGGAAGGAUCUGGGCACAUUGAGAAGGAGACUCGUGAACCAUCGCCAACAACUCAGGAAGAACCAGUUGAAGUAGAGGAGAUCCCGCCAUCUAGGCUGACUCCGCUUCACUUUCCACGGCCGCAUGUCAGGGGCUGCUUCACUCUCAGCGGCCAACUUCUUGUCAUCCCCCCUGUUCUACCAGGCGAUGGUGUCCCAGCUUACAUCCAGAAUGCUCAAAUCAAGAGUGCUGUCUUUAGCCAGGAAGACCUUCUGUUGAUUGAGGAGUUCCCUGGACCACUAAUUGGUCGUGAUUCCAUACGUAAUAUUGUGAUGGAAUACAUUCGUGAGCAGACAAACAAAAUAAAAAACACAAGCACCUGUGGCCCUUCAUCCCAGGCUCGCUGGGUCAUCUGGCAGCUGAUGUACUUGCUUGUCAAACACUGCGGGGCAAUUGUCACUGCUGACAUAGCAGAAGCCUUGAUGACUUUAGUGAAACUGUUUGCAAAGAAACCACUACAGCAAGCUCCACGAGCCCUGCCAGAGGCACCAUCAGACGAGGAGUCAUCAGAUAGCGAGGACUCAGAGGACGAGAGCUCGACUGAGACUAGCUCUGAGGAAAGCUCUGAUGAUUCUAUUAGUCCACCAAAACCAGCUAAGGCUGCAAAGCCACCUAAGGCCCCAAAAGAGCGCAAAGCUCGUAAGCAAGCUGAGCCUCCUGUUCCGCCAGAGUCGCCUGAGCCGACACCAGAAAUGGGACACCUAAUGGUGUUCCGAGACCUGAUGCUUGAGGGUCAGAAAAAGGAGGCGCUUACCUAUGCCAGUAACCAUGACAUGUGGGGACACGCCAUCCUUGCCAGUGCUCUACUGGACCACAGAGCAACCAAGAGCUUGCUACAGACACAGACCAGCUCGUGGGUCUGCACAAAGUUCCUUGGGACAAUUGAUAAUGACGACCCCUUGCACACUGUGUAUGAGCACCUCGGUGGCCAGACUCCACAUCUUCUAAGUAGCUCAAAGAACUGGGCUUCUAAUUUAGCCGCCAUUGUUGCUAACCCAACUCACAACCGUGAGAAAGAUAUGGCCAACAUCAUCACCUUGGGAGACACACUGGCUAAAGAGCCCGACCUUGUGUGUGCAGCCCAUGUGUGUUAUAUCCUGGCCGGCCUGAAACCAGGCCCUCCUGGCACUAAGACCAAGAUGGUACUCCUUGGCACUCGCCACGAAACAAACCAAUACCACAAGCUUGCAUCCGUCGAGCCACUUCUUUUGACAGAGGUGUUCGAGUAUGCCAGAGGUCUACAAACCCGAGACUUCUAUUUGCCAAGCAUUCAGAUGUUCAAGUUCUUUUAUGCAAAGAAUCUCCUUGAAGCAGGAAUGGUCAGAAAGGCAUUCGACUAUCUCCAAUGUAUUGGGGAUGUUAUUGUUCACAACCCUCAUGCCUUUAACCAUGGACUCAUGAAAAAUGUCUAUGAGACCUCUGACCAGAUUCUGGGUCAACUAGAGUCUGCUGGUGAGAGUGUUGAGACUCACGACAGAGAAUGGAUUACCAGACUCGGCCAAGUGAUGAACGGGGAAACUCCAACCGAUCUCUCCUUGCCUGAACUUGAGGAGAGCCAGGAUCCUCUAGCUGAGAGUUCACAGUCAUUCUUCUCAGGGUAUGACCCAGCGAGAGGCGGAAACACCGGAUCUACCUAUCAGUCAUCCCUCCCAGAGGUUCAGGACCAAUUUUCUAAUGACUCAGAGCCCUCAGAAACCUCAGGGUUGGGGUCAACACACGGGACUCCUCGUAAGGAGACACAUGACCAGAGUGGGAAUGUUGGUGGCGGUAUCACCCAGGAACCGUGCUUCACUAAGACGGAACCUCCUGCCCCACCCUCGAACUACUGGUCCCCGCCCAUGCAACCGAUGCAACAACCAGACCAAGAGCAGCCAACCCCUCAAGACAUGAGUCAGCCACAAGACAUGGGCUAUCCUGAGUCACAGCCCCAACACAUGGGCUAUCCAGAAUCCCGGCAGCAAGACAUGGGCUAUCCAGAGUCGCAGCCACAAGACAUGGGCUAUCCAGAGUCGCAGUAUGAGCAACACCAGCAACAACCUUUUGCGGUACAGGGUGACCAGAGCUACUGGCAACCGCCUCAGCCUGGAUUUAGAAAUGCAGAUCGUGCUGCCGAGGAAGAAGAGGGGGAGACCACACCCACUAAUCCUCCCAACACCUUUGAUGACUUCUAUAACCAGUCACAUCAGAAGGUGGCCCGGACUGCUAGCUGGGACGACCCCGCCAUGACGCCCACACCAGCGACACAGGAGAUGAAUCGAGAUGAGAUGUUCCCUCCAAUGCCCCCACCCCAGCCCCCACAGGCUCGGCAAGAGCCCACUAAUAAGCCCAGUGAGGAUAAACCAGGCGGGAAGGACAAGAGCAAACCUCCCUCUAACGGCUCUGGCUGGUUUUCUGGCAUUGGGUCACUCAUCAAGAAGGUCAUCCCAUCUGGACCGAAUGAGAUGAAACUACCUGACGACCGAAAAAAGACUAUCUACUUUGACAAAGAGCUCAACCGCUGGGUGAACACAGAGGAGGACAGCAAAGAACAAGCCCCUCCUCCACCCCCUCCUUCUGACGCCAUGAUGCAAGGAAUGGGAGCUCCUUCAAUGAGUGAACCUCCUGCUGGAGGUCCUCCUAUGGGGCAGGGACCCCCAAGACCCCCUACCAACCCAACCGCCGCCCCGAUGGGGCAGCCACCAUCCAUGACCAGUGCACUGAGCAGCAACGGACCCUCCAUCCCUGAUAACCAGCGUGCUGGGUCAGGCACACCCCCUGGUGUAGGGCCAGCACCCAUGCCAGGACUGCCACCCAUGCCACGCCCAGCUACCGAGCUUCCUGUCAUGAGAACUUCAGGUCCGCCUUCAAAAUUUUCGCGAAAAGCCACUGGGAGACUAGGUCGCAAUAAGAUGUAUGUCGACGUCCUCAACCCUAACAAGGGCAGUGGUACCCAGUCCACCGCUGCCCCUGCUGCCCUCUUCCCGCUCUUACCCGGAGGAGGUGGGGGUGUUGCUGGUGGGGUUCAAUUCUUCGUUCCUUCUGCAGCACCUCCAACUGAAGAAUCCAACCCUGAAUCAAACGAGUUGCAGAACGGAACCCAAGCACAGGAGGCACCUUCUAAUUCUUUCGAUAACUCUACAACUGAGCCUACUCCGACACACUCUCGAUCGAGCUCGAUCGGUAGUUCGAUAUCCCUCGCCUCGGCCGAGGUGCGAAGCUAUUUUGAACCCCAGCCCGACACCGCUCCUUCACUAGACUCAACAGACUCCAACCCUCAGGCUCCGCCAUUCUUCAACCCAGCAUCCUUUACACCACAAUCCAAGGCCCCCUCUUUCCGCCGCGGACGUGGUCGCCCCUACCCUGGGGGCGGCUACCGGUGACGAGGGGCCUGGGUCCGACCCUUAUUUCCCACCGCCAUCUCUGACAUCAAACCAACAUGUUGAGAUGUGACUCACCUGCCAAUCACAGGGGUCUUUGUGUUACCUAGCAACGAAACGCGAGUGGACAUUAAAACCACGCAACAUGGUAUUCCCAUGGCUCUACAUCCGGAAAAAUGUUCAUUGUCCUCACCAUGGUUACAGCAUUGCCGUCACCACCUUUAACAGCGUUACCAUCACAUCACAAUCACCAUAGUUUAAGUCAUCGAGGUCAUCACCAUGGUAACAGGAGUCUAUAGCAUGUGACCACGUGUCUGACCACGCCCACUUUGAGGUGGCAAAACGUCGCUCCAGGGCUCACGUCCCUAAGUGAUGCACGGCGAAUAAGGGCCCAAUUCGUCGCGCAUUGCUCUUUUGUGACCCUAGAAACGCACCUUGCCAUGGCAACCCCGGUGAUUGUUUACCCUAGACACAGGUAGCCCAAGCUUUGGUCCUUGUGUACUGUAGGCACAGUUAGCCCGAACAUAUUCUCAGAUGUUCUGUCUUUUGCGUUCUGCUAGUUGUUUGUUAACACUACAUUCGUAUCCAUGUCAGAGUUGACGGUGGGACUUUUUUUGUUAAAAUGGGCAGAAUAAUUAUUUAUCAAAAUUGGAGAAUUAUAAUAAAUGAUAUUUGUGAGGA
This is a messenger RNA of Nematostella vectensis (starlet sea anemone), 10570 nucleotides long. Its product is annotated as protein transport protein Sec16A. Gene Ontology annotation, cellular component: endoplasmic reticulum exit site; ER to Golgi transport vesicle membrane. Lineage: Eukaryota; Metazoa; Cnidaria; Anthozoa; Actiniaria; Edwardsiidae. The record is from RefSeq and is a predicted model, not a curated record. Gene Ontology annotation, biological process: COPII vesicle coat assembly; autophagy; Golgi organization. The transcript is spliced from 39 exons. Bases 212 to 9892 code for a protein of 3226 amino acids.